CCUAACCUUAUUCCGAUUCUCUACGACAAUGGCGUGGUCAUUGACGGGCAGACUGGUACACUACCUUGUACUCGGCGUCUGUUGUACAUUGUUACAUGCGGUACCGAAGCUUGCGUCUUACAAUGUGGACACGGCCAAGGUGUCCGUGUCCGGCAUCUCUUCUGGCGCGUGCAUGGCCACCCAGUACCACGUGGUCCACUCCAGGGAGGUCAUGGGCGCCGGCAUCAUAGCUGGAGCGCCCUUCAUGUGUUCCGGGGGACUAGUGGCCACGGCGGUGGGGACGUGCAUGACGUCCCCGUCCCUGAUCAGCGUCACCGCCCUCGAGUCCAUCACGUCAUCAGGGGCGUGGUUUGGUACCGUCGACGCCACAUACCACAUGAGGAACGACCGGGUGUUCAUCUUUGACGGCACCAAAGACUCUGUAGUUAACCCAGUUGCUGGACAGAAGGUGGCUCAGUACUACGGCCAUUAUAUGUCCAGCUCCCACAUCAAGACGGUCUUCAACAUCAACGCCGAACACGGCAUGCCGACCUUGAACUACGGUGGAGCAUGUGAUCAGCUCAAUUCGAAAACCUACCUCAACAACUGCAACUACUCCGCAGCCUUUCAACUCCUCAACCACAUCUACGGCGGACUGCAGGAACCAAACUCAAAGACACAGGCAAAUGGACAGUUUUUACAGUUCAACCAAAAUGAUUUCUUCCAUUUGGCGCUCCCCUCCGCCUACAGCAUGGAUAGCGUUGGCUAUAUCUAUGUCCCGACAGGGUGUGCCAACAAGCAACACAAAUGCAGACUGCAUGUGGCGUUCCAUGGAUGUAAGAUGGGAAGGAUGUUUGUGGGGGAGGCGUAUGUCCGCGACGCCGGCUACAACGAAGUCGGUGACUUGAACAACAUCAUCAUCCUCUACCCUCAAGUAAUAUCGACGGCGACGAACUCUCAGGGCUGUUGGGACUGGUUCGGAUACACCGGGUCUCUGUUUGCGACCAACAAAGGCUUCCAAAUGACAGCUGUACGUCGUAUGGUGUCACGUGUCAUCGGAUCCUCAUCUUCCAUAGUGGGUUAACAUGGACAUAAUGGGCGUGACGGCUCCACCUGGCAAACUUGAAAAACAAAUACAAAAUCUAGACUUUGUAAUGUUUAUUCCAAAGGUUCCUUUCCUUGUCCAAUGUAAAUACAGGUAUGAUGGGUGAUGCUAUA
This is a messenger RNA of Haliotis rufescens (red abalone), 1197 nucleotides long. RefSeq lists its product as uncharacterized. NCBI's taxonomy places the organism in Eukaryota, Metazoa, Mollusca, Gastropoda, Lepetellida, Haliotidae. The transcript is spliced from 10 exons. Bases 29 to 1063 code for a protein of 344 amino acids. The record is from RefSeq and is a predicted model, not a curated record.